This is a messenger RNA of Hypoxylon trugodes, 4586 nucleotides long. RefSeq names its product folliculin-interacting protein N-terminus-domain-containing protein. Lineage: Eukaryota; Fungi; Ascomycota; Sordariomycetes; Xylariales; Hypoxylaceae. Gene Ontology annotation, molecular function: protein-folding chaperone binding; ATPase inhibitor activity. The transcript has a single exon. Gene Ontology annotation, cellular component: cytoplasm. The coding region runs from base 426 to 4073 and encodes 1215 amino acids. The record is from RefSeq and is a predicted model, not a curated record.
AUUAAUUCACGAUCACAGAGGGAAAAAAAGAAGUACACACAGCAAACAACACGAUACAGACUACAGACCACCUAAAUGAUAUUUGCAUUUAUUCCUUGCUUGUAAUUUUUUAAGACUUUCGCAAAAAUACCAACGAUUUAUCCUCCUUUCUCCGACGAUCUCCCACCAACUGUUCGCCCACCGCCAUAUCUGCAUCAUUUGACUCUCAUUAUUGCGUUGUCUUGCAUUGCCCAGAAACCAACAGCUCCUCAUUCAAUUCAAUGUCUUUCCACGCCAUGGUCAACGCCGCGGAGGGCCCUCACUAUUCCAUGAGAGCCUGCUAAGAAACAAAAAGGUCUGGUGGUUUCCACGGCUUUGGAAUUGCUGAUUAGAUAUAUCUCUAUACCAGUAUCAGCAUACUGGGCUUUUAAACUACCGGAACCACCAUGCUGGGCAAGCUUUUUAACCUCACCGCGGGAACGGCCGGGGGAUCAAAUUCGCAAGAGGGUACACCUCCAAUUAGGCCAUCGCCAGAAUCAGUGCAGGAAGAAAUCCAUACCCGGAGCCUCCUGUUUCCAGAUACCCAGGCACUUUACUAUCGCCAGGACCAGGUGUUUCCAUUACCGUCUGCUCCCGGUGUCCAGUCCGGCGCUUCCGCAAACCCUUUCGAUUAUGAUGGCGAUAUCGAUAUUGAUGUGCGCGACGUUCGCGUUAUAAUUAUGCAGGAUACCUUGGGUUCUGUCAGUCCCUCUUUAUUAUUUGAUAGUCAACCCGCUCCAUCGGCUGGUUCACCAGUUGAUCGGCCACAACCACCGAGUGCAACUUCAUCCUCGCAGUCGCUUAUGCAGGAUCUCCGACGAGUCCCCACGUCACCAAGGAAAGGUAGUCUUGGACAAUCCUCCUCCUCCAGGCCAUUGGUAAUUCAACCGGGAAGUCCUCAGCCACGACAUGGUGCAUUUGAUCGACGAGGGUCUAUCCAGUCCCGCACUUACAGUGCAGUGGAAACCGAAUCCCAAAAGGCUACUCGGGAAUAUCGUGAAGAGCUCGCUAGUUUUUCGAGCUGCAUCUUUGCCAACUCCGAAGUCAUGUCCUACAAGGGAACAUCCACCAAGGUCCACAUUAUCCCAAGCGAACCGCGACCCCCUGCUGUUUCCAGCUCCUAUAUGGGUGAUGGUCGAGGCUCAAUGGGCAGGUCAAGUAUGCGGUCAAGCCGGCUUGCACAGUCUUUUACCUCCGAGUCGGCAAACACACAAUUUCAAUCCUUUUCCGCGCCUCCUCGACAACAAGACCGUAACAAGAUUCUUGUCACUCGUUUAUUCCCGGUCAAUCUACCGAAUGAUGACCCUGACUCGCCUAAUCAAACCUCGACUCCUGGUGGCCGCUUUUCCGAGGACAGUGGCGGAUUCCCAUUUCCCUACUCUCCAGAUGAUUCGAAGCCAACCAAGAAAAAGUCGAAACCCGUACAGAAGAGGACGCCAAUGUACGCUGUUGCAUUGGUACUUCAACUCCCUCCAUGCGCAUCCAGCGUCGCACCAGCAACAAUGCCAAAGCCCGUGUUUCGAGGCCCCAGCUCUUAUACCGAGCAAGAUCCCUUUCCUUCCUCUUAUGGAUCCGCACGUCGUUCAGGUUGGACGAUGAUAGGGGCCGGUUUUGGUUCCGAGUCGUUUGAAUCGACGUACAGUAACGACGUCGAGGACCGUAUGGAUGCGAUAACCCAACACUGGGACAUCAUUAUGAGAACGCUCACUCAUCUCCAAUCUGUCGUCGCCACCACAUUAACCCCGAUGCUUAGGCAGGCGGAUUUAUCGGCCCCGGAUCCGUACCCCUCCAGUAUAUCUGCUCAUAUGGCCCGAAAUUCAUCUGUAAAGGGCCGAAGAGGUUCGGAUGCCUCUCAGAUGAAGCCCUCUAAAACGAACGCAAAGCUAGUGGCGCUUCCACCGAGCUGCUUAGCCCAAGAUCAACGUAUAAGCCAAGAGAUAGAGGAUGCAACAAUACGGAUCGUCUCAGGGCUUCGAGCCUCGAGGGUUGUUACCGGACAGGGUCGCUGGGGGCCGUGGAGGGAAGAAGCACGAUGGGUGGCGAAAUGGGCCGGAAGUAAGGAGCAAGGAUUCUUCUUUUUUAACUUGAUGACAGCUUUCCUUGCGACACACACCGAAUGGCUCCAAGCACUGAGCCCAGUCUGGUAUCGAAGAAAGCGAUAUCAACAACAGAAAGUGAAAAACGAAGAGGAUACUUCCCUACCUUCGCGCACAAUCAUAGUUGCAAAGGACAAGAUGGCUGCUAGGAGACUAGUUUUUCUCCUUUCAGCCUUCCUACCUGCUAACCAACAAUUACCAACGGUUCGUGCUCAACGCCCGGCAACCUCUGCCUCAGUUGCUGCCUUCGGCCAUUCACCGCCAUCGUACAUAGUACCCAUUAACAAAGAAGAGUCUCUGCGUCGUAAAAUAAACCGGCGACAAGGGCCUAGAGGUGCUUCCCACACUCGAAGUUUCAGUAUUCAAUCACAAGCUACGACAAGGUCGGCAACGGGCAUCCCCGCACAGCUCGCACACCUUAGUAUGGAGUCGUCUAACCACGAGCGUCGAUCGUCCGACUUCAUCAAGCCCGCAAAUUUGCCUAUUGCUGGAAAUGAUAUAAAUACUCGAAAGAGUAGCGCCGCAACAGCUAAUACUGUAGUUCCCGAUUCGGCGGUUCCUCACUUUUCUACGAUGCACCGAAAUGGCACGAGCCGCGGCGCUAGGCCCAACAGUAGUAGUAGUUUCGCCGCAGACGACUUAAAGCGAUCGCUUAAGAGAGGCGACAGUAUCAGCCACGCGAGCCACGCGAGCACAGACUCCCGCCAAAGUUCGCGAUGGGGUAGUGUAAUUAGCGGUCUGUGGAGUACCAGGCGCCGAGAUUCGACCGCUACUACGUCACAAACUCUAGAUAUGCCCGGUCAUAACGACAGCCCGCUCUCAUCACCCACAAAAGUGGUGGCUGGUGGGAGAGAUAAACUGGCAGAAAUGGUUCGCGAAGUUGAGCCUCUUGAUACGUCUGCAGGCCAACAAGUGGAUGGCAACCGCGCAUCCCUUCAACAGCCCGAUACUCCGCGAAGGUUAGAAAACAGGCAGUUUGAGCCUCAACCGAGGACCCCGGAUCCUCUAGGCGCCUACGAAUCCCCAGUGAAAACGUCCAUCAAUAAUGACGAUGGGGUGAUCGAUGUCGACGUUCAAUUUCCGGAUUACCUUACAUCCUUUGAGACUGCAGUUAGUUCUCCGUCUAGUAGCGGCUACCUGUCAACCCCCGGCCUGGGCAGUGGACUUGACGGCUUCGAACAGUUUUCUAGGCUAGCUAUUGAUGGCGAUGUCCCCUUGAAUGUUGCUGGAUGGCUGAAGCGUUUUCACCCCGACUUCACUCUGCAGGCAAUCCCGCCACAGAAGAGCCUUCUAGAUGAGGUGCGGGAAUCAUUGGCAGCGGAACCAACGCCCAUAGUUCAUCUUAGCUCCAUUCCGGAAGAAUGGCCCACCGAACACUGGGUUGACGUCAGUACCGCUAUCAUUGCCGAUACGACUAACUUCAGUAUCAAGCGACUUCGAUACCGCCGCCUAGUGAAGCCUAAGAUGCCGGUAGAUAAAAAUAAUGGCAGUUAUUUGACGCCAUAUGGUUCAUCGUUGAUGACACCAGCAAUAUCACCCUACGAGCAGCCUAUCAAAGACAAGAUCGAGGAAGAGGAUUUAUUCACCUUUGACGAAGCUCUCGUCGACGCUGUGGAGAGAGUCAUUGCUCAUGAUAGUAGUGCAAGCAAAGGAAGCUCAACUGCGUCUUCCCGAUCCGCUAGUAAGCUUAGAGGGAGGCGAGAUAGUGAAGUUUCUCAAAUGACCGAGCAAGAGACACAAGCGUGUCAAAUAGACUUCCACGAAGUACCUCGCUCGGAGUGUAAGACAGUUGUUCUGUCUGCAUUAUCGAGUAUCGUACAGGAAGUAGUAGACGAACGUGAAAGGGAAAACCAUGAGGCAAACCCGAAUACACCCUACAAAAUAAUCCGCGAGAGAGAAAGCAUACUACGCACAGCCGCUCGAACAUGGCUCGAGAGCGUAGAGCUUACCGAUCGGUAACCACCGAGUCUCUGAAGUUCAGCCUCCGCAAGGACACCUAUCUUCUGUGUCCUAUGGAUGGGUUUUAAUGACGAAUGACAUAUAACGACUAAUUUCUAUUAAGUUUCGUGUUUUAUUUGCCUGGGAGGCAACAUAGCAGAGCAUGGCGUUGCGAUGGAGAAAGCACCAUUAUGUAACACCACGAAUGUUUUCAAUUAUAAGGGGCGUGGAGAUUAGAGGAGAUUUUCGCCAAGAGAUACCCCAAUAAGCAUGCAUAUCAUAUUUCGAGGAAGGAUUAGUUUUACGGCUGCAUCAUUCUAUUCUAGUUCGAACACAUAGCCUUUCAUCGGUGGGGGGAUGUAGUGUUGAUAACUUGAAAGUCUUUUCUUCGUUGACGGGUUUAUUAGUGAGUGAUGCGGGCUAGAUACGACAAGGGAGAGAUGUGGAAAUGACCUGUUCAACAUGGAAGUGUCUUUUCAUAGCUUAACACUGGGUGUUCGGAACCGAGAGUUAGAGUGUUACCAUAGAACCCGC